This is a messenger RNA of Aureococcus anophagefferens, 918 nucleotides long. RefSeq lists its product as hypothetical. The coding region runs from base 1 to 918 and encodes 305 amino acids. Lineage: Eukaryota; Pelagophyceae; Pelagomonadales; Pelagomonadaceae. The transcript is spliced from 3 exons. The record is from RefSeq and is a predicted model, not a curated record.
AUGAGCGCGGCCGGCCCGCUUUUGACGGCGCUACUAGCCUUGUCGCUGGUGCGCGUUGCGGCCUACGACGUGGAGGCCGCCGGCGCGUCCUUCCGGCGCGACGGGUUCGCCGUGCUGGAGGGCUUCGCCGGUGCCGACGAGGUCGCGGCCAUGAAGGAUGCCAUGGCCGAGCUCGAGGCGGGCUACUGGGCGUCGCCCCAGGCCGCGCAGGCCACCGUCUUCCGCACGGACGCGGGCCAGUCGGGCGCCCAGGCCCAGAGCCGCUACUUCUUCGACAGCGCCGACGCGACGCACUUCUUCGAGGAACCGGACGGGAAGCGGCUGAACAAGGCCGGCCACGCGUUACACCUCCGGCGCGACGCCUUCGGCGCCUACAGCCGGAGCGCCAAGGUCGCGACCCUGCUCCGCGCCCUCGGCUACGUGCGGCCCGUGCUGCCCCAGUCCAUGUACAUCUUCAAGCCGCCGGCCGUCGGCGGCUCCGUGACGAGCCACCAGGACGCGUCGUUCCUCCGCACGGCGCCGGCCCAGACCGUCGCCGGCCUCUGGCUCGCGCUCGACGACGCGACGCUGGCCAACGGCUGCCUCUGGGUGCGCAACGGGUCCCACGUCGAGCCCGUGCGGCGGCUCUUCGUCCGCGACGGCGAACGGGACCCGAGCAUGGUCUUCGGCAGCGACGUCGACGAGGGAGACCUCGCGGCGCGCGGCUACGCGGCGGUGCCCGCGGCCGCGGGCACGCUGGUCGUGUUCGCGGGCACGCUCGACCACCUCUCGCUGCCCAACACGUCGCCCCUGCCGCGCCACACGUUCCAGCUCCACGUCGUCGAGUCCGCGGGCGUCGCCUGGCACGCGUCGAACUGGCUCCAGACGGCGCGGCCCGGCGGCUUCCUCGCCCUCGGCGCCGAGUCCGGCGAGCUGUAA